This is a messenger RNA of Phytophthora nicotianae INRA-310, 477 nucleotides long. RefSeq lists its product as hypothetical. The coding region runs from base 1 to 477 and encodes 158 amino acids. The record is from RefSeq and is a predicted model, not a curated record. NCBI's taxonomy places the organism in Eukaryota, Oomycota, Peronosporomycetes, Peronosporales, Peronosporaceae. The transcript is spliced from 5 exons.
AUGGGAGAAUACGCAAGCCACGAAGCAGGAAAAGGUGUUUCGCCGGGCUUGCAUCCGGACGAUACUCAGCACGAGGUGGAGUUGCAGCGUGAACCCGGCGGCCUCGCGUCGCGUAUAUGGUUCACCAGCGACGUAUCCGCAAAAGCUUCCGUCGGUGUUGCGGCUGGUAAUGGCAAGGCGCACAAGAAGCCAGAAGGCAUCUUGCGGCAUGUCAGCGGGACCAAGGGCGCCACGGAUGAUACUGUCGAUGCUGACAACAAGCAGAAUGAAGGGCCUGUCCCGGGUCAGGACGAAGUUGAGUCGGUGCCUGAGCUUGGAGAACGCGUUGUCAGCGAAGCUGGUAGUCGUGCAGGCAGCGAUGACAGUGUUGCUGCGCGCGCCGAGCACCCGGACAACAGCUAUAUCACCGGUGGUGCACCUAAGAGGAUCUUUAAUGCUGACGGUGAGGGUGGCGGGGCUGUUGGAAGCAAGGGCUAA